AUGGAGCUGGACCGUGCGAAACCGGCAUUCCUGGCGGCCAAAGUGGCAGCACUACAUACAGAGGCACAUGUGCGGCAGGGUGUGUAUAUGCGUGGCCGUGUGAAUGCGGGCGGUCCAUUGAUUACUCAAUUAAAAAUCGAUAACAAUCCCUUUGCGAAGGGCUUUCGUGAUACCGGCGCUGGCAAGCGGGAAAAGAAGCAAGCCCUCAUGUCGAAUCGCGGGUCCGAUUCGGACAAACUCAAUCCGACACAUGUUAGCAGCUCACGUGCGCCACUGCAUUUGGGUCAUACCGGUCGGCCACCGCACCACUUGCAUCCGCAUGCGGCGCUACACGACAAUCAGGCGGACGACGAGGACAAGCUGUUGGAUGUGGUCGGACCGCCGCAGAGCCCACUAUUGCCUUUGAGUCAUUCGUUGCAACAGAUGCAUGCGCAUCAGCAAUCCGCCCUUGCAGCCUGGUUCAACCAUUUGGCCGGUGCCGGCGAUCAUGCGAACGAAGAAGCUCUACGUCGUCGUCUACAAUCCGACGAUGUCGAACGUGAUGGCAGCGAUUCGAGCUGUUCGGAGAGUGUAGGCGGCAGCACGGGUGGUGCAUUCCGGCCCACCUCGUCGGGCAGUCCGAAAGAAGGCGCUGCUGGUGGUUUAAAUGCAGCUGGCGGCGCAUAUCCUUCACCGAACAUAUCGGUAGGCCCACCGAUACACCCGUCGCCGCAUCUGUUGCCUUACCUCUAUCCACAUGGCCUCUAUCCGCCACCGCAUCUGGGGCUGCUACAUAAUCCGGCCGCUGCGGCCGCCGCCAUGAAUCCGGCCAGUCUCAAUCCGGGCUUGCUAUUCAACGCGCAAUUGGCGCUCGCCGCACAACAUCCCGCCUUAUUCGGACACUACUCAGGACAUACGCCCGUCUCACCGCUACAGGGACUCAAGGGACAUCGUUUCUCGCCAUACAGCUUGCCUGGCAGUUUGGGCUCUGCCUUUGAUGCCGUUACGCCUGGUUCGAAUGCGAAUCGCGGUGGCCCGUCAGGCGCUGGAGAUGCCUCAACACUGGGACCUGGCAGUAGUGGUCCCGGUAGCAGUAUAGAAAAUGGACCGCGCAGUUUGAGCUCCAGUCCACGUCCACGUGCCUCAUCCAACUCACCGCCGACGCGUCCGAUUUCUAUGUCGCCAACGACGCCACCAUCACUGCUGAAGCGGCAGAAUUCACCCUCAGAGCUGAAGAGUAUCGAGAAAAUGGUCAACGGUUUGGAAGUGCAACACAAUGGUAGUGGCAGCAGCGCUGGUGUGGGCAUGGGUAUUGGUAUUGGUGCGCUGGUCAGCGGCGCUUUGGAGGAGCUGCAACGUAAGACACCAACACAAGUGGAUCAGUGACAUUUGUUUGAUCGAGACGAUAACGACCGUUCGUCCGUUAUCGAUCUCGACGAUGUGUGACCGCAAGAGCAGGUUUUCCUGUUGCUUUAGUGGGCUUACAAAGGAGCCUACGCGCAUAUGAACGCGGUGGCAAUGCAGCUAACAAAAUGGCAGUCAACAACCUACACUGCGACAAAAAUAUGUCAAUUGCUUGUUAGGCUACUAGGCUAAGGCUAGAGUGUAGUGUCACAGUUUAAGCCUCUACCGCCAAUGCACCUUUACUUGUCUCUCGUAUGUAUAUAAUAAUAAGUAUCUAUGUAUAUUUAGCUUAAGUAGCAUAACAAAUAAGCUUGAAAGCGUUUAUCUACUUGUUUAAAAUUAUGUUCCACAUACGAUCCACACACAAAUGUUUACUAAAAAGAGUAUUUUCGUGCAUAAAUGCGGCAGUUAAGCAAAAAUAAUGUGGGGCUAGCUUAACAAUGCUGUACUAUAAGCGAUUCAUGUGAAAUACUUGUUUCGCAAGGCACUAAAAGCAAAUUUAUUGAAUUUUGUGCACACAUUUCAUUUUUGGCUUACGUUCUACAUAACAUCCACUCAAAUUUAACACAUUUCUUUUACGAAAAUACUUUGCUUUUAGUUAUACGUUGAAAUCAUCAUAAACUAGUUAUGUUCCACAUACAAUCCACAUACGUUCCAUACUUUUUUUCUACAUUUACACAUUCUACAUUUGCUUUGAGCAUUUUUUUUAGCUGCUUAAUGUUAUAUUUUUGUUUAACUGGCGCCUCUGCCUACACCAGCAACUAUAUCUGCAAGUAUUGUAUCACACAUAGUUAUUUAUAUAGAUUUAGCAUCAUAUAACUAAAAAAUUUUGAUUUUGUACACUUUUGCGUUUUAAAUUUAGUUAACUUUUUAAGUUCUCAAACCAAAGAGUUACUUUCAGUGUAAAAAAUAUAAUUUUUUCUAACAAAACCUAAAAAUACUACUAAAACUUAGUUCUUGCUGCUAAUUUGCAUAAAAAUAUAAUUGUGUUUAAUUUUGAAAAAAAAGUUAUCUUAUCACAUUUCUCUUAAUUGUUUCGCACGUACACUGUGAAAAAUAUUUAAAAACACUUCUCUUUAGCCGAAUAUGUAAGUGACUUGCCCCCGAAAACCCAAAAAAAUGCCUACUAAAUUUAGGAGAGGGCGUGGCAUUCAACAUUACACGCUCAGAGUAUUAUAAUUUAACAUAGGACAUUGUAUAAAUGUGUAAUUUUUUCUGCAAAUAAUUAAAAAAAUAUUAAAAUAUAUAACGAAUAGGCGUAAAGGCUUGUAUUAUUUAGUUUAAAUUUUUUAAAUGCUAAUAAUUUGUUUUUGCAACAGUUCAAUA
Messenger RNA from Bactrocera latifrons, 2709 nucleotides. Its product is annotated as optomotor-blind protein-like. Lineage: Eukaryota; Metazoa; Arthropoda; Insecta; Diptera; Tephritidae. Gene Ontology annotation, cellular component: nucleus. The coding region runs from base 1 to 1365 and encodes 454 amino acids. The transcript is spliced from 4 exons. The record is from RefSeq and is a predicted model, not a curated record. Gene Ontology annotation, molecular function: DNA-binding transcription factor activity. Gene Ontology annotation, biological process: positive regulation of DNA-templated transcription.